CUUCCAAAAAUUCAUAUCAGAAUCAGACGUACUUCACUGUUUCAUGUGAUAAGAUAUAUCUUUCAUUCUUUUUUCCAACCUGCCUUAAUUUUUAUUACAAAAAUACCCUUCACUUUCUCCCUCUCCAAACAAAACCAGAGGAGAGAGAGAGAGAAACAGAAACAGAGAGAUUUCAGUGGCCAUCUCCAAUGGCGUCCAUGGCCCUCCUUUUCAACAAAUCCCCAAACCCGUCUCUCUCCUUCCCCAAAACCCACAAAACCCAUUACUCCACACAUCUCAAACUCCCUCUCUCUCAUCAUUCAAGCCCUAAAACCCACCGAAAGAUCCGAAUUUCAUGCGGGUUGAUCGACCCGGAUGGGGGGAAACUCGUUGAGCUAUUCGUUUCGGAGUCAGAGAGGGACGAGAAGAAGAGAAAAGCCGUCUCUUUGCCGAGAAUCAAGCUGUCUCGGAUCGAUCUCCAGUGGGUUCAUGUCCUCAGCGAAGGCUGGGCUAGCCCUCUCAAGGGCUUCAUGAGAGAAUCCGAGUUCCUCCAAACUCUUCAUUUCAAUUCGCUCCGACUCGGUGACGGCUCAGUCGUCAACAUGUCGGUGCCGAUUGUUCUCGCCGUCGACGACUCGCAAAAGGGUCGGAUCGGUGAGUCCACCUCGGUGGCUCUGGUCGACUCGGGUGAUGAUCCGGUGGCGAUUCUUAGCAAUAUUGAGAUCUACAAGCAUAACAAAGAAGAACGUAUAGCGAGAACUUGGGGUACAACUGCCCCCGGUUUACCAUACGUUGAGGAAGCCAUAACCGGUGCUGGAAACUGGCUGAUCGGAGGUGACUUGGAGGUGAUACAGCCAAUCAAGUACUGCGAUGGUCUUGAUCGGUUUCGACUGUCUCCUGCGGCACUCCGUGAGGAAUUUACAAGGCGAAAUGCUGAUGCGGUGUUUGCUUUCCAGCUCAGGAAUCCUGUGCACAAUGGUCAUGCUUUGCUGAUGACUGACACACGUCGUCGGCUUCUUGAGAUGGGUUAUAAGAAUCCUGUGCUUUUGCUUCACCCAUUAGGAGGGUACACCAAGGCUGAUGAUGUUCCCCUUAGUUGGCGAAUGAAGCAGCAUGAAAAGGUUCUUGAAGAUGGCGUUCUUGAUCCUGAGACAACUGUGGUUUCUAUAUUCCCAUCACCUAUGCAUUAUGCUGGCCCCACUGAGGUGCAGUGGCAUGCAAAGGCUCGGAUUAAUGCCGGGGCCAACUUUUAUAUUGUGGGUCGGGACCCAGCUGGCAUGAGCCAUCCAGUUGAGAAAAGAGAUUUGUAUGAUGCCGACCAUGGGAAGAAGGUGCUGAGCAUGGCUCCUGGACUGGAGAGGCUAAACAUCCUCCCUUUCAAGGUGGCUGCAUAUGAUAAGACUCAGAGUAAGAUGGCGUUCUUUGAUCCCUUGAGGCCUCAAGAUUUUCUCUUCAUUUCAGGCACCAAGAUGCGAACACUAGCAAAAAACGGGGAGAAUCCACCGGAUGGAUUUAUGUGUCCCGGUGGUUGGGAAGUGUUGGUAGAAUACUACAACAGUUUGGCUCCGGCCGGGAAAGGGAAAGUCCCUGAACCUGUACCAGCUUAAAAGGAUUUGCUGUGUCAAUAGACAUUGACAUCUGUUUGGGAGAAACUUAAAUUUUAUUUAUCUCCAAUGUGUGGUUGUUGAAAUGUUGUAAAGUUUCUCUGUCCAGCUCUGGAAAUAAAUCAUAUGAGGCACUGGGUUCAGAGACACAAAACUUGGCCUCAACUUGUAAAUAGAGCUCCAAAGAUGGAAGCUUGAAAUUGUGUACUUGUACCUGUGUGCACGCUGUAUCAUAUUGGGAUGUGAUUUUACAAAAAGAAAUUUGUUGAUGGGUGCUUUUUAGAAGACAAAAAA
Camellia sinensis is the source of this 1877-nucleotide messenger RNA. Its product is annotated as ATP sulfurylase 1, chloroplastic. The record is from RefSeq and is a predicted model, not a curated record. NCBI's taxonomy places the organism in Eukaryota, Viridiplantae, Streptophyta, Magnoliopsida, Ericales, Theaceae. Gene Ontology annotation, molecular function: sulfate adenylyltransferase (ATP) activity; adenylylsulfate kinase activity. Gene Ontology annotation, biological process: sulfate assimilation.